Passer montanus (Eurasian tree sparrow) is the source of this 1073-nucleotide messenger RNA. Its product is annotated as translation initiation factor IF-2-like. The coding region runs from base 1 to 939 and encodes 312 amino acids. Gene Ontology annotation, molecular function: protein dimerization activity; DNA-binding transcription factor activity, RNA polymerase II-specific; RNA polymerase II transcription regulatory region sequence-specific DNA binding. Gene Ontology annotation, biological process: regulation of transcription by RNA polymerase II. NCBI's taxonomy places the organism in Eukaryota, Metazoa, Chordata, Aves, Passeriformes, Passeridae. The record is from RefSeq and is a predicted model, not a curated record. The transcript has 6 exons.
AUGCUCCGCUCCACCAAGGGCGCCUCCAAGGCGCGCCGGGACCAGAUCAACGCCCAGAUCCGCGCCCUGCGCGACCUGCUGCCGCUGCCCGACGGCGACCGGCCGCGCCUCUCCUACCUGCACGUCAUGGCGCUCGCCUGCAUCUACACCCGCAAGGGAGCCUGCCUGCGCCCAGGCCCGAGCCGGGGGGCGCCCCUGGAGCUGCUGGGGGGAGCGGAGCUCGCCGACCUGGUGGCCUCGCUGCCCGGCUUCCUGCUGGCCGUGACCCGCGAGGGGAAGCUGGUCGGGGUCACCGACAACGUGGCGCAGCACCUGGGCCACUCCAUGAGCGCCUGUUCCGCUGCCGCUUCACCACCUCGCGCGCCUCGCGCCGCCCCAGCGCCGGCCGCAAGCUGGUGCUGCUGCGGGGGCGCUUCCAGGAGCCCCCCGCGCCCCCCGGCGCCGCCCCCGCGCUCUUCGUGGCCUUCUGCGCCCCCCUGGACCCCCCGCCCUGGCCCUGCCCCGACUGCCUGCUGCUGCCCGCCUUCCAGAGCCGCCACGGCCGCGACCUCGCGCUGCUCGACGUCUCCGACAGCGUCCUGGUGCACCUGGGCUACGGCCGGGCCGAGCUGCUGGGGCGCUCCUGGUACCGCCUGCUGCACCCCGAGGACCUGGGGCACGUGGCCCGCCAGCACCUGCGCCUCGCCGGCGCGGGGCCGGAGGCUCGAGGCGAGGUGGUCACUCGGCUGCAGCGCAAGGACGGCCUGGGCUGGACGUGGGUCUACGCCCGCCUGCGGCCGGAGGGGCCGGCCCUGCUCGCCCACAACUUCGUCAUCAGCGAGGCCGAGGCCUGGUGCCUGCGGCAGCAGCUGGCGGCCGAAGCCCCCCCGGGACCCCCGGAGCCGUUCGGGCCCGGCCUCGACUUCCCCGGCGGCGACCUCGGGCCCGGCCUGGACCUGACCAUGGCGCCCGGCCUGGGCGACGGCGUGGCAGCCAUCGGCCUGGCGGUCAGCGGCCUUGGAGCCGGCGUGGGCCUCGGACACGGCGCUGCGGCCGCCGCUGACCCCAGCCUGGGGCCUGGCCUUGGACACGGC